GAAUGGAGACGAAGAUAGGAAUGGAGACGAUGACAUGGAUGAAACCUCACAAAAUAUUUUAGAAGCACGAUCAAAGGCUGCGCAGAGCCUUGAAAAACAAGCCAAAAAGAUGAAAGCAACCUCUCACAAGGUGCAUCCACCAGCGAAAGUUGGAGAUACCAUCAUCAUACCUACUCCUGAUGUAGACAGGGCUAAAGGAGAUCUUCGGAACGUUAUUGGAGUUGUGCUUGAAGCAUCUGAUGAUGGAUUUUAUAAGAUUGGGACCAAGCAUGGUAUCUUACAAAAAUUAUAUUGCAGAAAUGAAUUUGAUAUCUGCACACGAAAGUUUUUAUUGGAAGAAGAAGUAAACAAGAACAAUGAAAUUUCGUUAAGAACCGCAGCGAUAAAACAUUCAGUUGGAACAGGCCAAGGUUUCUUUAAGUGUAGUUGCACCAAGAAGUGUAUGUCGAAUCGAUGUCUUUGCAAGAAAAAUAACGUUCUCUGCAACUCGAAAUGCCAUAAUAGUUUGACAUGUAAUAACAAGUAAAUAAUAAAAAUUACUAAACAUGUUUGUAAUAUGUAAUGGUGUUUUCUUUAAUUACUAGUAAAAACGUUAAUUUUGUCAAAAGGCUGUAUGUAGACU
Messenger RNA from Acanthoscelides obtectus, 622 nucleotides. The record is from the annotation of a GenBank genome assembly. Lineage: Eukaryota; Metazoa; Arthropoda; Insecta; Coleoptera; Chrysomelidae.